UAUCACUGAUUCCGCUUGGUGAAGAAUACGAGUGUUUACGUAGACUCUCGGUGAGGUAAUAAGCGAUUGUGCCGAUGGUCAAACCUCGUUGAGCAGCUUUCGUGCUUACCUUUACCGUUAUACAUUCAUUUCAUUUGGUGAUUGUCCGUGGUGCGCCCGUCACUGCGUCUUUCUCCUAUUAUUCCUUUGCUAAUAGGAAUCCAAUUAGUUAAAUUAGUGUUUACCGCGAGGGAUAUCCGUAACGAGCGUGUGGUGGAAUUACCUUAGUGUGUGAUAAGGUGUCGCGCGAAACGCCGGGUUUUAGGUAAACAAGUAUAUUGCGUGCCACCUCGGCACCAUGCGGUCGGCACUGCCAUAUGCCAGCUAAGUUCUCACCGGCCAACAUUAGAAACAAUCAAUAACUUUCCUUGGACCUCACAGUGAACCAUUCAGAGUGUAGCGGAACUGUUUUCAGUGAUUUUAUCUUGUGAUUUACCAUUAAGUGACUGAUGUUGAUGCAAUAUUAAUGCCAAUUGGAAGUGCUCAAAAUGGAUAAGAAACUAGAUCUCUUAUCUCUUCUUGAGACCGACACAUGGGGAGCUUCAGAUGACCUGUUGGAGAACAUAUUCUCCUUGGAGCAGGGGUCAUUGAACUUCCUCGAGGAGUCUAUGCCCGACUUCGGCCUGUGCCCAGACGCCGUCCCUCCACCGUCCCAGGCCCUGAGCAGUUCCAGCUCUGAUAGUGGAUUGUCUAGUGAUCCGGCUGAAUUUGACUUCGAGCAGCAACUCUCGCCUUUCCUUAUCCAAAACUCUUGCGAUGAAGAGGUCUCCACGGCCGGCUUGGAGCCCACUAGCCCCGGGGACGCGCAGGAGGUGGUCAUCCAAGACUCGGGAGACUCCAACGGCUCCAACGUGGAAUUCGACAUGCAGCACUUCGAGGAAAACGUUGUACCUGGCUUCAUCAAUAACAAUACAUUCCAAAGUCCCGGAAAAGGCGGGCGCAAACGCCGUCUCUCGCAAACGCCACAGGCUACUGUUCAGCCUAAAGUCCAAAAGCCGUUAAUAAAAGUGUCCGCCACGCCUAAACCUCAGCUGGUUGUCAAAGCACAACCCCAAAAACCCGUAAAAGUAUCCAACAUCCAAGUCAUAAAUCCCCAGACGAAAGUCUACUCGAAACCAGUAGAGACAGUCGCACCCCAAAGACGAGUGAUCAGAGUAGCUCCUAUGACGGGUGGUAAUCCAAGGUCGAUACUACUGCCUGUAACAAUCAAAGACAUGAAGGAUUUGAAAUCGAUAAAGAUUAUAAACGCGGCUGAUCUGAAGAAUUCUAAUUUGAAAUUGGCUGCGGCUAACCUCCUGUCGCACAGCAAGAUGCAAGAUUUCAAAGUGGAGUCGCGCAGUGAUUACGAAUACGACCGGAGCAAUUGUGACGACUCGGGGAGCGAACGGAGCGAGGAUGACGAAGCAGAUCAACGCGAAAUGAACGACGGUCGCAACGGCUAUCCCCGUCUCGUUCUAACAGCCGAGGAGAGGCGGCUGUUGGCGAAGGAAGGAAUCACUUUGCCGACGAGCUACCCCCUAACUAAACACGAGGAGAGGGAAUUAAAGAGGAUCAGGCGCAAGAUCAGGAAUAAGAUCUCUGCGCAAGAUUCUAGAAAGAGGAAGAAGGAAUAUGUUGACGGGCUUGAAGAUAGGGUCAAACAGUGCACGGCUGAGAACCAAACGCUGAUCAGAAGAAUAAAGAUACUGCAGUCGCAGAACCAGACGCUCAGCGCGCAAUUGAAGCGGCUACAGAACGUUCUAACAGGCGUGACGACAGGCUCCAGCAGCAAAUCAGCGCAGCCUGCCACCUGUCUGUUAGUUCUGCUUCUGUCCGUCGCGCUGGUGGCGCUGCCGUCGAUGCGCGAGGAGCUGCAAGCGCCGCGGCAGCACUCGCAGCCCGCACAGCGCGCCAUCACGAGAGCUCUGCUGUCCGCCACCAACAAAAUGACGCUGGACGAGACAGUGAUAGAUGACGGCGAAUUCAACAUGGAGGAGCUGAUCACGUUCAACCGCCCCCACUCCGACCACGACUACCAGGUGGUCAAGAACCUCGACACACCCAAGGUACUGUACGGAGGUUACGUAGACCUCCCCAUAGACGAAGACUGGCCGCCGAACCUGAAGAAACGCAUGAAAAAACUGGAAUUCGAUUACGAAGACGGCAAAGAUUAUUUGCCGCCGAUCGUCAAAGAAGAGAACUACGAAAACUUCUACAAAAUAGAAAAAACGCGCGACGAUGAUGUUUACAAUGAUGACAAGGGAUUGCUGACUAAUGCUCUUCUCUCCACUGGCAGAAAACUAGGCGAGCUACUCGAAGCAUUCCCUCUUAUACCCGUCAAAAAUGAGGACAUACUGGUUGAAGAAAUUUCCGAUUAUGACACCAGAAAUAUAACAGAAGUGAAAAGCUUUGUCGUCAACGGCACUUUUAAUGAAUUCUAAAUAUUUUAAUUGUAUAUUUUUUUAAUUACUCUGUACUUUUCUUGUUACAUUUCCUUUUCAGAUGAUUAUUUUUUAAUUAUUUACAAUUUUAACGUUACAUAGCCUGUUUAUACGUAUUAAGUGACAAAGUUAAUAAGUUAAUUUUAACUUUUGUCUUAGAUCGUUUACACGUGCAUUAAGUAUUUAAGUAUAAAGUUCAUAAGUGUAAUUUUCUAUGUUCUUCUCUAAUGACAUUUUAGUUAAGGCCGCGCUAACCAAUGCAAUUCGCGCGGUGCGGGAGCUACUUUUCGACUCGAUUCUAUGCUGCUUAUCCACGCAGCUAAGCUUUUUUUUGAUAACUUGAGACAUAUGAACGAUUAAGUGAAUUUUUACACGCAAUAAUUUAAUUAAUUAUCUUAUUAAUUUCGUCAUGUACGUAUAAACAGACUAUUAGAUGCAAUAAAAUUAUUACUUUAUUUUUAGGAGUUGCUAUUCCGAUAGUUAAGUUUAUUUGGAGUAUUGGCCUAUCGUUUGUAAAAGCGAAUUUUAAUAAAUAUUAAAUCAGUGAGAUUGAGAAGUAUGCUUUAUUUUAAGUAUUAUUUCAAGGAGCCUUUAGUAAGGUUUGAAUGCAUGUCGAGUAUUUAUUUGAGACUUCAAAAUUAAUAUAUAAUUAAUUCAAUACUUUAUUAUAAAUCGUGCUUUGUUAUAUAAUUUAGAGUUAAGUUUAUUAAAUGUAAGCAUUUUCACGUUACAUACUUGGUGCAAUUAUGUAAAAUCUGAUUUUGUUCAGUGUUAAAUGUUUUUUUAAGGUUCAAAUUAUAAGCUAUAUCUUGUUCCUUUACCUAUAUUUAGGUUUAGAUCGUCGCGGGAACAUUGACCUAUUUACGAAUGUUAGUUGGAAUAAAUGUGUAAGUGAUAAA
Amyelois transitella is the source of this 3358-nucleotide messenger RNA. RefSeq lists its product as uncharacterized. The transcript has 8 exons. Gene Ontology annotation, cellular component: nucleus. Gene Ontology annotation, biological process: regulation of transcription by RNA polymerase II. NCBI's taxonomy places the organism in Eukaryota, Metazoa, Arthropoda, Insecta, Lepidoptera, Pyralidae. The coding region runs from base 528 to 2459 and encodes 643 amino acids. Gene Ontology annotation, molecular function: DNA-binding transcription factor activity, RNA polymerase II-specific; RNA polymerase II cis-regulatory region sequence-specific DNA binding. The record is from RefSeq and is a predicted model, not a curated record.